Molecule: messenger RNA, 4340 nt
Organism: Gadus morhua (Atlantic cod)
Lineage: Eukaryota; Metazoa; Chordata; Actinopteri; Gadiformes; Gadidae
Product: serine/threonine-protein kinase WNK4
Biological process (GO): protein phosphorylation
Molecular function (GO): ATP binding; protein serine/threonine kinase activity
Source: RefSeq, a predicted model, not a curated record
ACGCGAAGGUUGACCAAGGCGGAGCGCCAGCGGUUCAGCGAGGAGGUGGAGAUGCUGAAGGGGCUGCAGCACCCCAACAUCGUCCGCUUCCACGAUUCCUGGAAGUCUACGGUGAAGGGACACAAGUGCAUCCUGCUGGUCACUGAGCUCAUGACCUCCGGCACCCUCAAAACGUACUUGAAGCGCUUCAAGGAGAUGAAGCUGAAGCUGCUCCAGAGCUGGAGCCGACAGAUCCUCAGGGGGCUCCACUUCCUGCACACCCGCACCCCCCCCAUCAUCCACCGGGACCUCAAGUGUGACAACAUCUUCAUCACCGGGCCCACGGGCUCUGUGAAGAUCGGGGACCUUGGCCUGGCCACGCUCAAGAGCGCCUCCUUCGCUAAGAGCGUCAUCGGAACGCCAGAGUUCAUGGCGCCGGAGAUGUACGAGGAGAAGUACGACGAGGCGGUGGACGUGUACGCCUUCGGGAUGUGCAUCCUGGAGAUGGCCACCUCCGAGUACCCCUACUCCGAGUGCCAGAACGCUGCGCAGAUCUACCGCAAAGUCACCAGCGGGAUAAAGCCUGAGAGCUUUUCCAAAGUUAAAGUCCCGGAGCUCAAAGAGAUCAUUGAAGGCUGUAUUCGCAACGUUAAAGAAGAGAGGUACACCAUCCAAGACCUGCUGGACCACGCCUUCUUCCAGGAGUACAACGGCGUGCACGUGGAGCUGGCGGAGGAGGACGACAUGGUGAAGUCUGGCCUGAAGCUGUGGCUGCGCAUGGACGACACCAAGAAGCUCCACGGGAAGUACAAGGACAACAACGCCAUCGAGUUCCUGUUCGAGCUCUACAAGGACGUUCCGGAGGAGGUGGCCCAGGAGAUGGUGGUGCUGGGCUUCGUGUGCGAGGGGGACUUCAAGCUGGUGGCCAAGGCCAUCCGGGACCGGGUCACCAACAUCAAGCGGCACCGAGAGAAGCUGCGGCGCGUGGCCGAGGAGCAGAGCAGGCAGCUGGGGAGGAGGAGGAAGGACGAGGAGGAGCAGCAGCAGCAGCAGCAGCUGCUGCAGGCGGCCCUGGAGGAGGACAGGAGCCUGGAGGGGAGCCCCGCACCCCCCUGCCGCACCCCCACGCCGUGCCAGACGUCCCCGGCGGCGGGCGGCUCGGCGGACUCGGGGCUGGCGGCGGCGGCGGCGGCGGCGGCGGCGGCGGCGGAGGCGGAGGAGCCGGAGCCGGACCAGCUCGUCCACAGCCGCCACACCAGCUGCUCCUCGGCUAACUCCGACUGCGAGAUCGACUGCUUCCUGAACUCCUCGGGGCUCCAGGAGGCCCUGGAGGCUGAGGGGCCCGGGACCCCCCCCACGGCCCCCCCAGCGCGGCCGGGCACGUCGCCUGGCAACGGGCUCCCCAUGCCCAGCCUCCGCUUCCCCUCGAGCAUUGCGGUAUCCAGCAACAUAGAACAUGGCAACCCGCCCAGCGGCUUCAACUCUCCUGUGGACAGCUACGCCUCUGAUGUCACCUCGGGGCUGAGUGACGGCUACGAGGGCCUAUCGGAGAAGAGCGGCAAAGCGGAGGUGAGGCGGACGGCGGGCAAACUGUUCCGGAGGCGGGCGCGGUCACGCCUGCGAAUCACUGGGCUCUCUGACAAGGUGGACCGGGUGGUGGAGUGUCAGCUGCAGACCCACAACGACAAGAUGGUGACCUUCAAGUUUGACCUGGACGGAGAUAACCCCGAGGACAUCGCCGGGGUCAUGGUGCACAGCGAGUUCAUCCUGCCCUCGGAGAAGGAGGGCUUCAUCCACCGCAUGGGUGACAUCAUCAAGAGGGCGGAGUCUCUGAUGGGGAAAGAACAUGAUGUCCAUGUGGCCGGCCACGGCCCCCUGCGACCCCCCUUCCUCAACGGCGUCAACUCGCUGUCCGCCUCGCAGCCCAACCUGCUCACCCACAGCCUGGCCCGGACGCAGUCCUCGUCCUCCCUGCCUGGCUCUCCGCAACACCACCACCACCACCACCACCACCACCCGUCCUCCCUGCUGCCCCAGAACCACCACCAGCACCAGCAGCAGCAGCAGCAGCAGCAGCAGCACUACCAGCUACCCUACAUGGGGCACACUCACUUCCCCUUCCCCUACCCUGCCCCACCGGGCUCCCCGCAGCCAGAGCUGGGGCUCCAGUACCCCCAGCACACGCACUCACCCCUCACCCGUGUGGCCAGCAACCCCACCUUCCCCACCACGGACUCGCCGUCCUCGGGGUCCCCCAGACAGACCCCCGGGACCAUGACCCCCCCGGGGCCCCAGCAGCAGCAGCAGCAGCAGCAGCAGCACGCCAACAUGUGGCCCGCCCACUCGCAGCCCCUCUUCUCCCUGGCCAACGUCAUCUCCAUGGCGAUGAGCAUGGCGCAGUCCUUCAUCCCCGCGUCGGGCCAGGGCCUGGCGUCCAUGCCGGGGUACCACCCGCAGCUGGCCCAGCACCCCCACCAGCACCCCCACGGGCCCCACAUGGGGGGCCCCUCGGGCUACGCGCCGCAGUUCCCGUCCCCCCCCACGGAGGGCCACUACCCCGGGGAGGGGGACUUGUGCUUCAGCCCCGAGCCCCCGCAGUACCAGGGGGACGGGGGCGGGUUUGGGGGCUGGACCAGCCCCGCCUCGCCCCCGACCAGCUCCUCCAUGCCCUCCACGCCGCCCCGAGGCCCCCAGGAGGGCCGCGGUGGCCCCCGCCCCGACGGCUCUCCCCCCCUGGUCCAGGACGACCUGGGAGGCGGGGGGCGACUCCACAUCCACGAGGACCACCCUUACUCCGCCCCGCUGCCGCCGCCGCCCCCCCAGGCCCAGGCCCAGAGCUCCAGCUCGGGCUCGGAGCCCCGGUCCUCCUCCAGCCUGUCCCCCUCCCCCCCGGAGAGCCCGGAGAGCACGUUAUCGUCCGUCAGCCCCCAGUGUCACCCUCCGAUGCCUCAGAUGACCGCCAGUCCUCCCAGACCCACGGCCCCCUCCACGGACCCUCCCGCUACUGAACGCCGACUCGGGCCGGUGACGGUGGGCCGCUUCCAGGUGACCCCCAGCUCGGAGGCCGUCGCCACGGCUGCAAGACCCUCAGCGGUCCCCCCGGCCAGACCCCCUACAGCCCCCGGGGCCCGACCAACGACGGCCCCUGGGGCCAGAACCCCUACGGUCCCCGGGGCCCGAGCCGCGACGGCUGCAGGGGCCAGACCCGCGGUGGUCCCCGGGGCCAGACCCGCUACGGUCGCCGGGGCCCGAGCCACGGCGAUCCCACGGGCCCGAGCCACGACGAUCCCAGGGGGCCCGAGCCACGGCGAUCCCAGGGGCCCGAGCCACGACGAUCCAGGGGCCCGAGCCACGACGAUCCCAGGGGCCCGACCGGGAGGCGGCUCCAGCAGCUCCUCGUCCGAGAGCAGCACCGAGGAGCAGGGCGGCUCGGAGACCAGCCUGGGCACCUCCCUCACCAUGUCCCCCCCGCAGCCCUGUCCCGUCAGACCCCCGACCCAGGACGCCCCCCAGGACGGCCGCAACGCCGCCGCAACCGCCGCCGCCGCCGCCCCGGAGCACGGCCAGGCCGCCGCCGCCGACGACGAGGAGGACGACGAAGAGGAGGACGACGAAGAGGAAGGAGGGGGAGGGAGGCCCGCGGAGACGAAGGAGCGUCCGCGGGCGACGCAGGCCGGGAGCGCCAGGAGGCGGAGCCGCAAGCGCACGUGCAGCCUGAGCCUGCUGGGCACGUCGGCGGACAGCGGGCUGUCGGUGACGGCGGCGGACGCCGAGGGCGGCGGCCGGCUGUGGGACGGGGGCUCGGGAAGCCCCCAGUACACCAACGCGCUGCACCACCUGUGGACCAUGACGUACAGCCGCAGCGCGCCCUACGUCAGCAGCGACGACACGGAGAGCAGCGAGAGCGAGAUGCUGGAGGAGCUGCAGGAGCUGCGGGAGAAACACCUGUCGGAGGUUCAGACCCUGCAGGCGGCCCAGAAGAGGGAGAUCGAGGAGCUGUACGCCAAGAUGGGGAAGGUGCCCCCCCCGGGCAUCGUGUCCCCCGCCGCCAUGCUGUCCAACCGCCAGCGCCGGCUGUCAAAGAGCAGUGGCGUGCCCCCCUCGCGGCGGAACAGCCUCCAGCGCGUGGACAUGGGCCCGCUCCAGGGUGAGUGGGCGUUCCCGUUGAAAGGAAAACCUUAAAAUCACUGAUUAGAUGUGGACCGCGGCGCACUGGGUCACGCUGUGCUGCCGUGGAUUGAUCCUGGUUAAAAGUUAGCCUCAGUGUGGUUCCCUGGGUUGAGCGCGUACCACAGGUAGGAUCAGUCUAACGUAGCGAGCCGGGUUUGAAUCCCCUCUGUGGUCCAGCUACAUGUCUUCCC